CCAGCCCGUAAGACUGGUAAGAAAAAAAAAUAUUGAUCGCUACCUACUGAAGUGAAACGGUGCGUGGCGGUAGGGCAAAGAAAGCGGGAAAAUGGCGACGCCUUAUAGAAAUGCCAGCAACUAUUGUAACUAGUAACUAGUAAACGGAGGAGAUACUGUGUAAAGAAUCAAGAUGGCGCCAAUCAUCCCGAGUUCUCAACCAUGGGUCGAAAAAUACCGACCAAAGCAAGUGAAAGACGUAGCUCACCAAGAAGAAGUGAUUCGAGUACUCACCAACACUCUCGAAACCGGAAGUUGUCCUCACAUGCUCUUCUACGGUCCUCCCGGCACCGGGAAAACCACUACUGCCCUCGCUAUCGCCCAUCAACUUUUCGGGCCUGAGCUUUAUAAGUCUAGGGUUCUGGAACUAAAUGCUAGUGAUGAUCGUGGUAUAAAUGUUGUUCGGACUAAGAUUAAAGAUUUUGCUGCUGUGGCUGUGGGUACCAAUCAGCGCAAGAAUGGGUAUCCUUGUCCACCAUAUAAGAUAAUUGUCUUGGAUGAGGCGGAUUCAAUGACCGAAGAUGCUCAGAAUGCACUGAGGCGUACGAUGGAAACUUACUCUAAAGUUACACGGUUCUUUUUUAUAUGCAACUACAUUAGCAGGAUUAUAGAACCACUUGCUUCAAGGUGUGCAAAAUUCAGGUUCAAGCCUUUGACAGAAGAAAUCAUGAGCAGCCGAAUAUUAUACAUCUGCAAAGAAGAAGGACUCUACCUUGAUGCCGAGGGUCUUUCAGCCCUAAGUUCUAUUUCUCAAGGAGAUCUUCGUCGAGCUAUAACAUACUUGCAGUCCGCUGCUCGCUUAUUUGGAUCUUCCAUUUCUUCGAAGGACCUGAUUUCUGUGUCUGGGGUUGUUCCAGCAGAGGUUGUGGAAGCACUUCUUAAAGCAUGCAAAAGUGGUAAUUUUGAUUUAGCUAACAAGGAAGUCAAUAAUUUCAUUGCAGAGGGGUAUCCAGUCUCUCAGAUACUAACUCAGUUGUUUGAGGCUAUUGUUGAAGAAAAUGACAUAUCAGAUGAACAGAAGGCAAGAAUAUCCAAGAAGCUGGGUGAAGCAGAUAAGUGCCUAGUUGAUGGUGCUGAUGAAUACUUGCAGCUUCUUGCUGUAGUCAGCAAUACAAUACAAGCUUUAUGUAACCUGCCAGAAGGAUUUGCUUACGAGUGAUAACUGUUAGAUAGUCAGCAUGUUGGAGGCUGUUGUCAACUUGCUAUUUGUGUACAAUUCAAUUUCAAAGAAUUCAUCCAGGGUAGUUAAACUCGGGAACUGGUCUUGUACCGAGCAAAUAUUCUAAUACUAGCAUAGGACAAUAGUACAGAGGUAAGGAUGAGCAAGGCAAGGGAAUAUAUAACAAAAACCAUUUUACUGGUUUUGCACCCAAAUGUUUGAAGGAGUUAGUCUACGUAUGGUUUCACAACGACAAAAGUUGAUUUCAAAAAUGAAUUAAUUGUGAAGUUUAUUUUAUAAAUAUCCUCGUUCAUUUGUUCAUUUUUGAA
Messenger RNA from Cicer arietinum (chickpea), 1527 nucleotides. RefSeq names its product replication factor C subunit 2. Gene Ontology annotation, cellular component: nucleus; DNA replication factor C complex. Gene Ontology annotation, molecular function: DNA clamp loader activity; DNA binding; ATP hydrolysis activity. Lineage: Eukaryota; Viridiplantae; Streptophyta; Magnoliopsida; Fabales; Fabaceae. The record is from RefSeq and is a predicted model, not a curated record. Gene Ontology annotation, biological process: DNA-templated DNA replication; DNA repair.